This is a messenger RNA of Pelobates cultripes (western spadefoot toad), 3546 nucleotides long. The record is from the annotation of a GenBank genome assembly. Lineage: Eukaryota; Metazoa; Chordata; Amphibia; Anura; Pelobatidae.
AUGAGGAGGCUGUGCCGGGAUCCCCCAUCUGUCUUACAGCUGGAAGCAUGGCUAGAUGUCUACAAAGGAGAUUUACACCAUGUGGACCAAGUGUUCCCAAAUCUGUACCUGGGGGACGUGUAAGUAGCAUUAAUACAAACAGCUAAAGGGUGUCACAUAAAGCUUUUGUAAAAGCAACGGUCAGGGGGUCUCACACAGGUCAGGUCAGAUAUAAUAAGGACUAACCAGAUUAAUAAUGAUCAUCACAGAACCUGGUAUUAAACAACUUAACUGCAUGUACAUUACAUCGACACAGUUAACAUAUUAUAGCAUGAGCUGCAUAAAUUAGCUCAUUGUGGGUAUAGCAAUCAAGAGAAAUGUAUUAAUCAACUGAUUGUUUAUAAGAAAUACUAUCUAUAGUUUGUGUAAGUAUACAUUAAAAUUGUUUAACAGUUUUCAAGAUAUUUUAUAUAAUAAAUGUAACUUGGCUUUUAUAUAAUGCAUUGUAGCAUUGGUUUUCUGUUCUAACUUACGUAGUCCAUUGCUCAAAAUACCACCUGAGGAGGGGUCGGGUGAAUGGUGGGAAACAUGUUUCAGGUGCAAGUAUUUUUCACAGGUAUCUUAAAUGGAUAGCCUAUGAGGGAUGAUGACUUAAUUUAUCACAAACAAAGUAAUAACAUAAAAAUAUUUGCAUGCACUGAGGUCUCUUGAGACUAGAAUGUGUCUUAAAAAACCCUUCGGUUAAUUAUGGUCCUCCCAUUGUUUUCAAUGUUUUCAUUGAGCAUUUGAGCAUAUCUUUCAGCUACGGACAUUGAGAACAGAAUUGGGUCUGUGUGAAUAGAGAACAUACAACUUGGCCACCAUGUCAACCAGAGCUGGCCAUGUGCAAACAGCUUCUGAAGCUAUUUUGCACGGAUAGAAAUAGGAACAGUGGCAACCAAAUAUAAACAUUUUUGGAGACUUUUUUUUAGUGUCUCCAGAAUUAGAACACUCCAGACAGGAGAAAGUUUGUUGAUCCAACGUCAGGACUGUCCCAUCAGAUUCUGGACUGUUGGGAUGGGAGCUACACAUUUCUAUUCAGCUAUCAGCUUUCUAUUAGAAAUUGUAGUUUGUGGUAUAUUCCCAGCCAUGAUGAACUUACCUAAUGAAAAAAACCCCCACAAUUAAAGCUAGAUUCACAAGGUAAUGAAUAGAGUGAGACAUGGUUUUUCAAGGAUGAAACUUAUGGCCUUGCAUGUCCACAGAUGCAGUACAUUCCAUUGAAAGCGAGGAGACAGCCCUCACAAGCCACUUAGAAUAAUAUAUGAUAUUAUACGAUGAUGUCACCUGAAGCUGUAGAAAAUAAAAUGUAGCAGGAAUGGAACUGAUGCAGUGUCAUAAAGUCAAACAAAACAGAGAUAGACCAAUACAGAAGCAGAAUAUAUUACUUUUUUACAGAAAUUACAGAAUUCCGUAUUGUGUAAUCCAGGAAACUGGUUACAAAUAGAGUUAAGAAAAUAUAUUAUUUAUGUCGAUGCUCAAACUAUCUUUUUAAAAAUCUUUGAGUGAACAAAAUUCUUAACAUAAAAAUGUCACAGUUCAUUACACUUUGCUGAUUAGGAAAUAGCUCAAUUUGAUCAAAUUAUUAAAUAAGCAGCAUUAAGUAGAUUCCUUUAAAUAACCCUUAAAGGAAAAACUAUUAAGUAAUUAAAAAUGAUAUGUACAUAUUAAUUAUUAUUUUUUUGAAUUAUAAUAUACUUUUAACCUUCUUGUACCAUUAUUAGUUUUGCUCCAAGCUAUUAGGCCACUGUAAAGAAAAUAAUAAGACUACUAAGUAAUCAUUAAGAUAUUGAUUUGUUUAUAUUGCCAGUAAUCUUACUAUGCAUUUUAACAGAGUUAUCGCUGAAGACAAGAGCAAACUGAAGAAAAUGGGUAUCACCCACAUUCUGAAUGUGGCUCAUUCUGCUUGGGAGUGUAAAGGAGAUGAUAUCGUGUAUGGCCCUCAUAUACAGUACUAUGGCAUCACUGCUGAAGACUGUCCGGAGUUUAAAAUCAGUACGUUUCUGCGGCCUGGAGCACAGUUUAUUCACGAGGCUCUAAGUACACCCAAUGGUGAGUAUACAUAUGUAACCAAGGAUCUCUUGUAAUACUUAGAGAGAUAGACAGAAAGAUUUAGAAAAAUCUAGAUCCUCCAGCCUCUCAAACAUUUUUUCAAAUAUGUUUUUCCCUUUGGUUUGAUUGAGAUUCCAACAUUAUGAUGUCGUUGAAAGCACCAAAAUAUUCUAUAUCACUGAUUUCUGAGAGCCAAUUUCUGAGAGCCAAACCAUGAUUAGUAGCAGAUCUUGUUGAUGUGUUACUCCAAACUCCAAGCCCUCUGUAGUGGUUAUAAUGCCAGGAGUAACGUGGCUUGGUUUAGUGACGGUUUGUUCCCUUACCUGGGUCCCUGCUGGGCUCCUGUCUUUCUGGUAGCCAAUGCAGUCACCACUCAUUAGCUGGGAGAGUCAACUAACCACUUUCAGCCAAUGAAUGUAAUUCUGUGCUAAAAAAUAAAUAAAGUUGUAGUUAGUUCCGGUUUGGCUCAUGACAACCCAGUGACGGUGCUAGAGAUGGAUUUACACCACUGGCGGCAGAGUGUGUUCAUAACAAAAUGUUGCACAUGCAGAAUCCAGGCACCAUGACCACUUCAACUCACUGAAGUGGUCAUGGUUCCUGUAGUAAACCUUUACCUGUUUUUAUUUUAAAUAUUUUAUAUAAAAAUAUAUUAUUGUAUAUAGAACUAUUUUAUAUAUUGUAAUUUAUUCAUGAAGUGUAAACUGUUAUCUUACACAAAAACUUAAUUGUGGAAAUGUUGCAGACACAAAGUUUAACCCCUUUGCUGUUGGAGGAGUAAUUCCAUCUCCGGCAUGGUCAUUGGGACAUCAUUAGACAGCCUGGCGGGGACCCACGGUACAGAACAAACUAUUGCAAAACAGCUGCACAGUAUGCUCCAUAAUUAGAACAAGGCCAGGGCUGCAGUGGUUACAAUGCUUUCAGGGUUAUUCACAAAAAGGAGAAUUGAAAGUGAAUUUCAGAUUUAAUGUCAGAGUAGCUGAAUUGAAACAUAGCUGACGGUGGCUAUAUUGACCUUAAAUUUGAAAUUGACUUUGAAUUCUCACAUUAGUGAAUAACCCCAUUUAAGUAACACUUUACUAUAUCUUAUUUAAAGUUAUAUAUUGUGUACAUAUAGGUGCUCUAUUACCAAUUUUUCUUCCUCCUAUAACAUAUCAGAAUAGGAGUUAGUCAUUCCCUUUUUGUGUGAUUUGAUGGAUUGCUGAUGUAAGGGAGUGUACAUUUACUUACUGACUGAUUUAGGAAGAGUUUUAGUAGCAUUCUUACUUUUCAGGAAAGAUUCUGGUCCAUUGUGUGUUGGGCAAGAGCCGAUCAGCCACCCUGGUCCUUGCUUACCUAAUGAUUUACCAACAAUUCACCCUGGAAGAAGCCAUCCGUCAUGUCUGCCGAUUCCGCUGCAUUGCUCCAAAUCGUGGCUUCCUAGAGCAGUUGAGACAGCUAGAAAUGGAGUUGCAGUGCAGGCGAUGUUGUAUCCUCUGA